UGCCAGUGUUCCUGUCCCAUCUCACACUUCGCUCAGGACUCAAGCUGGUUUCAGGAGAUCUACUUUGCAGGUUUGUUCUGGACUCGUCCACCCACCAGAAUGUUUUCCUUCCUGGUUCUUGCUGUGCUCUGCACCAGCUGCAUGACAGCUCCCUUGCCUCAGUACUCCUUCUCUCCCGCUGUUGGAAAUGGUGGAGGACAGGCAUUCUCCACAGAAAAUGAAAAUGGACCGAUCACAGGGAUCAGGCUCUGGGAAAAUACCAACAGUUACAUCACCGGUUUGCAGGUGCGCAAUGGUUUUGUUUGGGGAGAAAUGGUUGGUCGUCAAAUUAACUCCGAAAUGGAGCUGAUCCUGAAUGAAGGAGAGAGCAUUCGUCAGAUCUCUGGGAAAUACCAGUCCGGCAGCUACAUCUAUCAGCUGGUCUUCGGGACCUCCAGUGGGCGCUCUCUGAUUGUCGGCCAGCCCAUUCAAACCUCCUUUAACUUCUACCCAUCCCACGAGGGCCAAGAGCUCGUGAUUAUCAGCGGAACCUUCAACUCUGCUGGGCUCACUUCAAUUGCUGCUCACUGGGCCAUCCCCCAGGCUCAAAACAACAGCACCAACUAUGACUGAUUCAGGAACUGGGAAUGAUCAACAUUUUUCUUUAUCAUGGAAUAAUAUAGUAUACGUUUUUUUUCAUUUGGUUAUAUUAUAUCACUAUAUGUAUCAACACAUCCUCGGAAAUUGUGUCUCUGGUUUAUUACCAAUGGUUUCUUCAGAAACGACAAAAACAAAUAAAAGUAACGGCGACUGUUCAAGAGAAGCUUAGUUUGUGACCCUGUGUGGUGAAGUGAAACACACAGGAUUUACUAAACAUGUACUUUAUAGACAAUACAUUGAAGUAACCGGGUUUUUUAAUAAGAGCCCUGUGCACAAAUACAACAAAGAAGGAAACAAGCAGUGAUUACUUCCAUUUUAAAAAUACAUCAUAUAGGUUUAGGAAUGGCUACUGUAAGGAUGACAACAUACUGUAGUAAAUGACAGGGAUUUUAAUCCGAUGUUUAAUCUCAGCCAUAUUAUAAUUUGUUGCAUUGUAUGGUCCCCUUUUUUCUCUUAGGACAUAAUGCAAAAUUAAUUAAAAAAAACUAAAUCCUAAGCAAGGACUCUGGUCUUCCACACAGAGUGUAUACUCUGUGUUAUAUUUUUUAUUGCGUAAAAGGGGCAAAUUAUAAUUGGAUUUACAUGAAAUAAAAAGCUACUGUGUGCAGGACUGUGUA
Molecule: messenger RNA, 1256 nt
Organism: Eleginops maclovinus (Patagonian blennie)
Lineage: Eukaryota; Metazoa; Chordata; Actinopteri; Perciformes; Eleginopidae
Product: zymogen granule membrane protein 16-like
Exons: 6
Coding region: 100-612 (170 amino acids)
Source: RefSeq, a predicted model, not a curated record